UGUUUCUCUUGUUUGGUUGCUGAGAAAAAGCUGCUAUUUUUAACCUUUUUUUUCCCUUGCGCAUUGGGCAGUUGAUUCUUUCAUUACUUCCAUUUAUGCGUUUUCAUGUUUGUUUUUGUUUUAUUUAUAUGGGUUUAUUUUGUUUUGAUGAUUGGACUCCAAAUCAUUUCAUGUAUACUUUGUUAUGGGUAUCAUUUCAGAUGGUUCAAGAUCAUUGCUUUAUUGUUUUUAUGACAAUCUCGGGCUUAAAUAAUAAAACGAAGAAAAUGAGUUUACUCCAAGUAGUUCGUUGUUAAGGUUUUGUUGGGUCGAGAGCAUUGACUAUUUCAUCCAACUGGGUAUUUAGACUUGAUUGCAGACAAAGUAAAUAUAUAUGGACUUCAUGGAUUGGGAUCUCUGGAGUUCGCCUUAUGAUCCAGUUGCAGAAGAAAGUAGAUUUUUUUCCCAACCUGAAAGGAUGCGUGACUUUUAUUUUGGUUAUGGAUUUGAUGCAAUUGAAGAAGAUGCUUUGAAUGAAAAAUACUGCAUACAAGCGUUGAGGAUUUUGAUAACAGAAGCAGAUACUGAGAUUGACAAACUUGAGCAAGACUUGAUAUCCUUGCAAAGUGAACUGGCUUGGAUAGAAGAUGAGGAAUGGUCUCAAAUUUGCUCUAAUGCUUUAAGAGAGAAGAUAAAUUGCCUUGACAUUUCAAUAAAGCAUUUGAUGAAUAAGGACAAGAAUGAUGUUGAGGUUCAUUUAUUGAUGCAUACACAACCAAUUGAAACACUGAAUGAAAUAUUGAAGGAUCUCCUUAGCAAUAACUUGUGCAAGAAACGUGAACAGCCUAAGGAAAUUAAUGAUGCUAUUAUCUUAAUCUCCUCUGAUGUUCCAAGAGAAGCUCUCAACGUUAUGCGUGAGAACAAAAAAGGGGGCAGUUCUUAUUCCAUACAAACUGUGAGGGAGGGAAUGAAGGAAUCAAGUUCGAUGACAGAAGAUGCUGCUGUACAUCCAUCUUUGAAGCUUCAAGAGAGGAAAACUAACAAUCCAGAAAAUGUUAAGCCUGCAAAUGCUAGUACCAAAGAUUCCAAUCCUUCUCUGAAAGUGGCAGCUGGUCACUCCGGUGAGGAGAUAUUAUCAAGCAACUAUGGUUUGAAAAAUGCAGGGAAGGGGGAAAGUAGAAAACAUGGCUUCAGUCCAAAGGACAAAAAAACAAUCCAAAAUUUAGGCUCAAAGUCUGCAGAUAAGGGGAGACGUAGCGCUGAGAAGAUUAUUGAAGUUCCGCCUACAAAAGUUGGUGUUAUAAAUGCCAUUUCAGAUGCUUCAAAACAUGCUGAUAGAAAUUUCAGUAAGAAAAAUUUGAGCAAUUCGGAUUCGAGCAUCGAAAAUGAGAUGGAAGAACAAAGUUCUAUAUCUUCAGCAGAUGUAAGCUUAGGUUCGUCAAUGAAGCUUGAGGUGAAGCAAGCAGAUCCUGGUAAAAAGGUCAAGCUUGCAAAUGCCAUCGUGAAAGGUUUAGGCCUAAGUGCUAGUAGGCAUGCAACUGGGGAAUUCAAUGAGAUGAAAAACUUGUGCCGUUCUUCUUUAGAAGUAUCUGGAAACAGGGAACACUAUUAUAGGGCUCCAGGCAAAAGCAAAACUUUGACUGCAUCUUUGAAUUGUGGAGGAAAAGGAAAUUAUGUAGCAAAACAUGAGCAUGCAGAUUUUGAUAAAAAUGUUAGUACAGAAGAAUUAAGAUGUACAAAUGAUGUUAAUGGGAGGAAAGGGUUUUCUGAUUCAGGAUUUGGUACCUCUUGUAACCCUGACAUUAAACAAAAAAUGUCAGACUUUUCUCAGAAAGCUGCACGCAAGUGGACCAUCAAAGAAUCAAAGGUUUCUGCAACUGAGAAGGCAAUUCCAUUAAAUUCAUCUCUGAAGGCAGAGGGAAAACCGAGAAGUCCUCGGAGAAUUGUGAAGGUUGUUGAAGCUGCUCUGACGGAGACAGAAAAUUGUGCCUUGACUUCUCUUUUAGAGCAACCAGAUAAAAAAGGAAAUAAUGCAAUCAAGGUACAAUCUAAAGAAGAAGGAAAAACUAUGCGUGAAGUCCACACAAGUAAAAUAGCUACUGAAGACAAAAAAUCAAGAUUGAAUUUGUCCCUGGAUUUGGAAAAAGAAAAGACAAAUAGGAGUACUAAGUCAAAUCCUCUAAUUCUCCAGGAAAUUGGCAUCUCUACCAUGGUAGUUGAUUCCAGCUCAACUUUUAUUUCCAAAGGCAAGAAACGUCAAAAAUCUUUGGUCAGCCCAGUAACUCCCAGAUUAUAUCAGGAUUGUAAAGCUGCAAGGAAAGCAGUUCAGCCUAGUGAAUUUGAGUCUAAAAAGAAUGUUGAUUCUUUUGAUAACAGUGCAAACUCAGUUUCAUCGCCACAAAAUAAAAGGAAGAAGAGUACGAUAUUUCCUAUCAUUGCAAAGGGUAGAGAUUUCUCUCUUCAAAUGGACUUCUCUAGUUCACACAGGAGCACGGCUGACAGUUCAACUAAAGAUGAUCUGCCAGUCAUUGAGUCCUCAAGUUGUGAUUUUGGCUCUGAAGCUGCAGCAUCACUGCCUUCUGCUUCCGUCUUGGAGAAAAUGAAAUUAGCUGAUCUGCGGAAGGUGGCAAAGCAGCAAAAACUAACCAAGUGUUCUAAGCUCUCAAAGAAAGCUAUCCUUCAACAGUUAGCUGAUAGAACUGGCGAUCGCUAAACCUCUAAAUGGAUAUACAGACUGCUACCAUUUUCUCUUGCACUGCGCCCUUUUUAUGGCAUGAUUUUGUUGGUGUCAUGUUUUAGUAUGCUUGGGUGUCCUAUGAAACUGAGUGUCCCUAGUGGUCUACUCAUCUAAUACUCCAAGGUAUACUCCAAAUCCCCCGUGUUUAAUCAAGCGGCAGCUUGCAAAUUGUUAUAGGGAUGCAUAAGCACGAGUAUAUAGAGAUGCAUAUGCACAUGACAGGCGGCUGAAAGAGAGAGAUAUCAGUAGCAGGACAAAGAGGUGAAAUCUAUUUCAUGGCUUGCAAAAGAAAUAUAUGUUACUUAUAGGAUGUUAAAUGUGGAGGAAGUUCCUCUAAACGGUCUUAUAGAUCUUGAAUACAAGUAUAUGAACUAAUCAGAAGAGGUAGUAAUACUGUACAUGUCUUUAGUUGGAGAAUCCCAAAUGUUGGCUGGUAAAGAAAUGCUUUUUGUGUAAAUGUAUUUUUCUUAUAUGAAAAUAUGAUGAGGUAUAGCAUGCAGAUUUUGCAAAUGUUAGGAGCUACGAGUUGUAGAUGUAUACUAAUUACAAUGACAUUCAUAUGAUCCUGUCAUGUAUUAUACAGUGCAUUCGUUUUA
Messenger RNA from Ricinus communis (castor bean), 3312 nucleotides. RefSeq lists its product as uncharacterized. The record is from RefSeq and is a predicted model, not a curated record. NCBI's taxonomy places the organism in Eukaryota, Viridiplantae, Streptophyta, Magnoliopsida, Malpighiales, Euphorbiaceae. The transcript has 9 exons. Bases 374 to 2692 code for a protein of 772 amino acids.